Molecule: messenger RNA, 2419 nt
Organism: Exaiptasia diaphana
Lineage: Eukaryota; Metazoa; Cnidaria; Anthozoa; Actiniaria; Aiptasiidae
Product: gamma-tubulin complex component 5
Exons: 11
Coding region: 314-1333 (339 amino acids)
Biological process (GO): spindle assembly; microtubule nucleation; meiotic cell cycle
Cellular component (GO): equatorial microtubule organizing center; gamma-tubulin complex; spindle pole
Molecular function (GO): gamma-tubulin binding; microtubule minus-end binding
Source: RefSeq, a predicted model, not a curated record
AGUCUUGAAAAAAGGGCGUGGCUGGCUGACAACGAAUAUUGUUAAAUUAAAUCAGUUCCAAUGAUAAAAACGCAGAGGGAAAUCAACAUCGAUGCGCUUUUUCUCAUCUUGUCCGACACCGUAAGAGAUGCAGAAAAAGMAAAUAUCCAGAAACUCCAAAUUGGCACCCUAAAAGAUUUCYACGAGYAUUCACGAAUUUUUACCCCUAAGAKAUUCGACGAGCAUCCCCGGUACUUUUACCUCGGAGUCCCAUCCUCCGGGCAACUCCAAUUCUUGAUACAGCAGUAUAUUUUUAUUAGAUCCCCAGGAUUGUAUGACACCCUUUGAGGUCCAUUUUUCACAAAGUCUUUUGCCACUAUUGCAAGCCAAGUGCAGCCAGGCCUGUAAUGCACUAGUGUCACUCUUAAAAUCAGACUUCGAUUUAAUGGAACAUCUUGAUGCUAUGAGAAACGUUUUCUUACUUGAAGCAGGAUCUACUAUGCUUCAUUUUUAUCUGGACAUAUUCAAAAAGAUCCGUCGUCGGCAACCGUGGCAAGAUGUGUCUUACUUGAACGCGCACCUUCAAGAGGCUCUACUUACAUUCUACCCACAUUACAUAGACAGAUUGACAGUAAGCUUUUCACCAAGUGAAAGUAGGCAAAGUAGCAUACAGGGACUGCAUAACAUGACCAUGCACUACAAGGUUCCAUGGCCCGUAAGCUUGGUGAUUGAUGAGUUUUGUCUUACAAAGUACAAUCAAGUUUUUCUUUUCCUGCUCAGUGUAAAACAGGUCAAGUGGACGCUCGACUCCCUGCGAUUUACAGACCUUUCUGGCAAAACGAACGUCUGUGUAGCAUCUAGUGACGAAGAGGAAGAAAAAAACUCAGCUCCUGYAGCGCUGAUCCAAAACGUCAACCAGGAUUUAAUGCAAAAGAUGUACAUUCUAAGAUUUCGAUUAUUGCAUUUUGUAAAUAGUCUUCACAACUACAUCAUGACCAGAAUUCUUCACGUCACUGGGCUAGAAUUUAAUGAAGCAUUUUUAAAGGCAGAAAACCUGAAUGAUGCUGUUGCUGAACAUCAUGCAUAUGUCGAGAAAGUAUUUGAACGUUGCCUACUUAGUGAUAAGGUUGGCAUUAUCAAAGAAGCAAUAACAAAAGUAUUCAGCUUGGUUUUUCAGUUUCAAAUAAAAUGGGAUCGCGGUAUACACGAGUUGAGUGAGGAGUCUGUAAGAAAGGUUGAUGCAGAGUUUUCAAAGUGCAACCAUUUCCUUAUCACAUUCCUUGGAAACAUUGUUAAACGAGGCUCAUUUCCUCACUGUAAGUACAUUACUGUACUGUUAUUUAGGAUUUGUUGACGUCUUCAUUCCUAUAUCAAAAUGAUGGCCUGGUAAAACAAUGAGAGAAGCGAAUGCCAUUAAACUUAUUUUGAGAAAAUGGCUGUUUGAAUGAUGAUGUACGCGCGAUAUGUUUUUGCUAUCGUGUACAAUAUGUGCAAUAGAAUCCAACAUUUUCAUCUAAUACGCACGGACAACAGUGGUAUGUCCUAUACUAAUUACAUGGGCUUCCUGUGGAAGACCAUGUCUAAAAUUACCGACGACUUUCCUUCAACAUGCUUCAAAGUGGUAUAUCCGGGACCUUUUCUAUUGUGUUAUUGUCCUUCAUGUUCCUAAGCAACGAUUCUAAGCUUGCCUCGUGCUUCAUUUUGGAAAGUUUAGGAUCGUUUAGAGAUAGAAAUCACGGAUCUAGCUACUACAAAUACGCUCAAAUCUCUUACAAAUCCACRUGUCAUUCGCGGUACAGAAACACUAAAUGAUGUCGAGCGUUUUUCGAAAGGGCAUUUGUAGGGAUACCGUGAAUUUAUCGUUAAUUUAAGCCAAUUCAAUUAUAUACGGCUAUAUACGGCUCUGCAAUCACAAAAGACUAUCUAAGGAAUCCCAACAGGGUUAUACUGAGGAAAAUGAAAUGAUUGGAAGUAUUUCAAGCGAAGAACAUGAAAGACUAUCGACCUGUGUUUACGCGGAAUGGUUCCUCAAACAUGCUUACUUCUUUCACAAUAUUAUGCUUAAUGCUAUAAAGUACAUUGCUUGUUUUAUUAUUUUUCAUUAAAAGAAAUAUUUUUGCCUUAGUCUUAGUAAUAUUAACGUUAUUAGGGCUCAAUAUAAUACAAUUCUUCGAUUACCAAAAUAACUAUUGUCAUUGACUUCUUCGUUUGCUGAUUGUGAUACCACAGGAAGCCCAUGUAAACGAUCGCUGAUCGUCUAGUUGAAAUAGAGCGACCUCAAUUAACCCGAUUCAGUACGAAACACUUUUACACUUUCUUAGUAUAAAUACUGAAAACAACGAGAAAAAGCACAAGUGCGCGCUUUGUAAUGGGCAUUUUCUCCCUUCCCUUUUGCUUUCAUGACCGGGCUGUUCAAAUCCCGUUUAGUGUUAAUUCAGGA